UUGAUAUUGUAUGCCUGCGUGGGGGAGGAGAAGACGUUUUUAGCCCGACAAACGUAUAGUCUUUGUUCAGAAAUUGCAGCUUAAAUAUUCAUAUAGAUUUAAACGAAAUGGACUUUAAAGCUAGACCCCGUGGUUUUUCAGAGGAACCUGAUAAAAUUGACAUGUCCUUAGAUGACAUUAUCCGGUUGAACAAAAAACAAAGACAGACGUCGAGAAAAGCGGCCACAAAACACAAAGUUUCAGCCAAGGGUCGUCUCUCACAAGGAAGGCGGAAGGGAUCUCUACCAGUUGGCCCAAAUCAAAGAGGGGGUGUGGCUAAAUUCGGCAUUCGUGGACAUAAAGUUUCACUACCGGUUAAACGUCGGCGUGGUCAAGGGGUGAUCACUGGCCUGGCCGCUCGGAAGUCAGCCACUCUCUUCAAGGGGAUCAGUCCACUAAACAGACCCGCUGCAGACCAGCUUCCUCAGAAAUCCCGGCCGUUUGUUUACGAAGGGCAGCGCAGGCGCAUGAACAUACAGAGGUGGCCAUACCGGCAGGCUGACGCCCCAAAGCCUCCACACACGCUGUCACGCAGGCCCAUCCAGCUGCGCAGGACGGCACCGCCUAUUCAUCAAGCCCAGAGAGAGGCCCGUCAAGCUACAUUCCUCCACCGAAGAGGUCUGAAGGUUCAAGCUUCAGUUCAGAAGAGCGCUGCAGCUCCUGUUGUGCACAGAACACGUUCGUGGCGCACAUCAACAACAAAUAGUGGAAUCUUGACAGUGUGUAUUGACAAUCCCUCUGCAAGGACACAACCUGAACCAGCCAGAGCAUGGUCUCUGCAUCCUCAGUCCUCGCCUGCACCUGUGAAUGUGGAAAAAGAGCCGGAGAGAAAACCCCCCAAAGGAGUUUCUCUGCAGUUUGAUAUCAACAGCGUUGGGAAACAGACUGCCAUGACGCUCAAUGAGCGGUUCCGCAUUCUGAAGGAGCGGCGUACAACAGCAGCAGCCCAAAGCACUAAGGGGAGCCGAUAUGUCACUGUAGGCUAGUGACACCUUCUGGAGCAAAUCGGUGAAGCUUAUCCUAGGUCACAUGGUUCCCUGUCCCCAUCACAGACCAGCCUUCUGACCCACACUCACUGUUAAUGAGAAAGGGGAACAGGCACUAUCAGAACCUGUGGCAGUCAUGAAUUUAUCAUGAUUUACAGAUGUGGUCACUCGAACACAAUGACUGCUGAUGGUACUGUGUGCUAUUCCUUCAGCCCAAGAAGACUUAAUUUCGUAAUAUGACUGAAGGUUUCUUUUUUAAUUUGAAACUGCCAUUGUACUUGCAGUGUCUGUUUGAGAUGAGUUCAGUUUGUUUUAUGCAUUCAAGUCAUUGAUUGUUUGAUUUCAGAUAAUGGAAGCAGGUGAGGGUUAAUUGUGAAAUCAUAGCCCAAAAUUUUAACCUUCCUUUUGUAAACAAACAUGAUGCACUGGAAUAGUCAAAUGUUUGUUUGAGACAUGUUUUUUUAAUGAGCAGUUUGUUUUAUAUUUCAAAUAAACUUUUGUUAAAUGUU
This is a messenger RNA of Alosa alosa (allis shad), 1534 nucleotides long. Its product is annotated as UAP56-interacting factor-like. The record is from RefSeq and is a predicted model, not a curated record. The transcript is spliced from 9 exons. Gene Ontology annotation, biological process: mRNA export from nucleus. Bases 108 to 1025 code for a protein of 305 amino acids. NCBI's taxonomy places the organism in Eukaryota, Metazoa, Chordata, Actinopteri, Clupeiformes, Clupeidae. Gene Ontology annotation, molecular function: mRNA binding.